GGGUUGUGUUUGUUUGUGAGAGGAAGAGGCUGGUUGGAUGUUGGGCGGGGUCUGAGGAGAAAGAGAGAGACAGAGGGUGAGAGAGAGACAGAGAGAGAGAGCUGCAGAUCCCGCUGCUGCUGCUGCUGCACGACAAAAGGAGAAGAAGAAGGAGGAGGACACAGAGACAGAAGGAAAACACACGGACACAGAGACGCAGACAGAGAGACAGGCGAAGCAGAGCGAAGGACAGACGGACGGACAGCCGGGAGGAUGGGCCGGCGGAGUGGCCGUCGGUAGCGCUCUGUUUUCGGGGACGGAGCUCCAGGAUGAGCGUAGCGCUGCAGGACCUCCGGAACACCGUAAGUACACAUACACUCACAUGCAAACAUACACGCGUUUACGCGCACAUCCCCCCAUCAUUCACGCGCAUAGACGCGUGACACGCAGCCCACGCGCUUAGAGUGUCCCGGGUCGUUGUGUCAUCAGCUGUCAAUCACUGUGGCUACAGGUGUGUGUGUGUGUGUGUGUGUGUGUGUGUGUGUGUGUGUGUGUGUGUGUGUGUGUGUGUGUGUGUGUGGAGGAGGGGGGGCGCCUCCUGCUGACGUCACUGACCUCUCAGGUUGAUUGAUCAGCUGGGUCCCGUGCUCAGGCAUCAGAAAUUCUCAGGUACUGAUCAAGUAGGUUCUUGAUUUUUGAAAGAGCACACCCUUAACGAACAUUUUGUUUCAAGUAUUGCUUCAAGUACUUUUCAAGUAUUCAUUGAUACAGCAAGUACUCAGAGCCGGAGCAGUCGACUUUUGAAAAACUCCAACAAUUGCUCUUUUUUGUUGUUGUUGUUUUUUUUGGCUUGUCCCGUUGACUUCUUCACAAAAGUUUUCCAUAGUUUUUUGCAAAUCACUUUGGCGAGAAAUUCAUAUACAAUAGAGAAAAGAAAUGGCACAUUGAUCCUGAUCUAACUGCACAUUUUGAUAUAUAAUUGGUUCCAUAACUCUUCAAGUCCCUCUACAGUAGUGCCUCAGGCCUGAUGUAUAGUUGAUAGCGUCUCUAUUGUUUAGGGGCCAGUGCCCAGCUGAAUUUGCCUCGUGAUCCUAUUAAGGAUUUUGCGAGUUAUAAACCUGAGUCCCUUCUGCAAAUCUCAGAGAAUCUUUGUGUUUGCGUCAAUGAGAAGAGAGAGACAUUACUGCAUUUAGAGGCUAAGUGUUUAAAUUGUGGAAGUCCCUCUGCUUAGAUAACCACAUUGCUAAGGACAAAACAAGUUUGUCUACAACUGUGGAAAAAAUUUGUAGCCAGGUGAAGCGUGGAGUUCCAUGCAACUUCUCUUACUAUACUCUUAAGAUAAAAUCAGAGUUGAACCACAAGUUUUGGUCUUUUUGAAAUUGGACAUAAGAAACAUGAAGGUCGUUUUUUUUUAAGCUUUUACACAACAUUUUUUUCUUUUUAUUGUCUUUUAUCAGGAUAAUUCUCUGUGACUGUCAAUUUACAGAAAAUGCUCAAAUGUCUUUAGUCAGGAGUUUAUCGUGACACUCUCAGUAGUUUUGCUUUUGAGUCCUCAAAGCAAAAAGCAAACCAAGUCAGUUGAAAAAUUAAGCUUCUCUGCAGCUCUGUGUUGAUGCAUUUUAACGCUGAGCCAGUGAGACUGUUCCAAGAAAGAGAAUAUUAGAGAAAUCCAGCAGUCAGGCUUUGCAUUGAAGUGCUCCCUUGCUUACGCCCUCAUCAGUGAAGCGACAAUGGCCUUCAAGGACAAGAAGCUCCAGUGAUGCACCUAUUUCUUCUACCUCAUCCUCAUGCAGUCACUCCAAAAAUACAAAAACACCAAGGUUACUAGUUAAUCAGUUAGAUGUGGCGGUGCAAAAUGGCGGCCUCCAUAGAAGAACACCUUCUUGUCAGUGUGAGAGUCCGUCUGCUCCUAUUUCAAAAUCCUCAAACUUUAUAUUUAAAUCAAAGUCAACAAAAACAGAUGCAGAAUAGUCUAUGUGUGAAAGAGUGGACACAAAAAGGAAAAGAAGGAAAAAAGAUGUUGGGAAAGAUGUUCAGGUCUUUUCUGCUCUGUUCUGUACCGUGAUGUCUUUGCUGCUGCUCCACCUUCCUUGGCUUGAGAAAAAUGUGAUUUUAUGGAAGCGUGAAUCACUGGCUGAGCCAUUACCUUAUCUGUGAUUUCGUGGUUAACUGCACAGCCUUCUCUUUGACUGUCAUCAGAGUUGUACAGCCCUUGGCUCCACUUUUCAAUGUUAAAGAGCAAGUGUGGGGUUGGCUGUGGAGCUAGAGGACUAAACCAUCUAGAUGAGGGAAGGCAAACAUUUUAAGCUAAUGCUUGAAUCUGUGUCAGUUAAUGAUAACUCAGAAUGUUCUUUUUUGUGUUUUAAUAAGCUGAUGCUUUGCUGCUGCCAUUGCUCUGUGUUUUUCCUGUUAAGCGAUUACACUGCAGGAUUGAACCAUGUAGUGCAGACUAAAGGGGGGGGGUCUGAGAUGUUGUUCAUCCAGGAUGAAGGAAUUCUUCUGAAAGUAUUUCUGCUCCCACAAAUUUAAGAAAAAAUUAAUAAUCAUUCAGUUAAAAAAAUCCCAACUGUGAUAUCUGGACAUUAUAAAGGGUGCUGUAAUUGUGGGCCUGCACACACACACACACACACACACACACACACACCUGUAGCCAUAGUGAUCGAAGACUGCAGGAAUGUGGACCAGUCUGCUAAUGUCCCUGAACUCACCAAACCAGACCAUCUUCUCCCUGAUGAUGUUUUACUUCACACGUCUCCAGCUUCCUUAUAUCUCUGAGGGAAAUGCUGCUCCAUUCAGCCCCAAACAAACAUCAGUUCAUAGACAAUUUCUGCUCGCGGGCAUGUCGUUAUGAUCAGCUGACCUAUGGUGUUCUCACUCACACAAUGGACACAAUGGAGAUGUCAUCUACUUCAUGGAAUCAGAGUGCCGUCAGAGUUUUACAGAGAAUAAACAUUACAGGAAAAUUAUUAAGGGCUCCAGUAUUUUUUGACCUGUGCUUAUGUUUACACAUCCUGGCAUCCAAUGAACAGAUGGAUAUGAAUGGUUUUGGCUUUUCUUUUGACCUUAGGAAGUAACACUUGCAGCAAAACAGCAGUCCAUAAGUCUGCUAGAUUAAACUCAUAGAGUGACUUACCUUGCCUUCGUUUCUCUUAAAUCUGGUCUGCUGAUCAAAUGGGACCCCGCAGGAGGUCGGGGCAGCAGGGAGUUUGUGAGGACUAAACUCUGAUUAUUUUCUAACUAAAAGUCAAAGGUUUACAAAAAGACUAUCAGUGUCUGUUUCCUGGAGGUUUUAAUAUUUCACAGAUUUACACCAGUGUAUUAAAGUACAAACUGAAACAUCUAAUGACAGAGGGACAGAUUUUUGUUCUUUGAAUACAAACUUCAAAACUUUUUUUCUGCAUCAGCAGUCACAAACUGAUCCUGCAGAAACUGAAGAUCAUCAAUAAAUCAUUGAGAAGCAUCAAAUCUCAGCCACUUAAAACUGGCAAAGUGUGUGUGUGUGUGUGUGUGUGUGUGUGUGUGUGUGUGUGUGUGUGUGUGUGUGUGUGCGUGCGUGUGUCUGUGUGUGCGUGUGGGUGUGUGUGUUUGUGUUUGUGUGUGUGUGUGUCUGUGUGGGUGUGUGUGUGUGAGUAGGCUGGGCAGAGUAGCUGUUUCCUGUCUGCAGUGCUGUGACUUCCUGUCUUAAGACGCCCAGUUCCCAUCAGAGUAACAACACAGACCACAAAUCCCCUCAAACCUCCAACCAACAGCAACACCACCACCAUGCUAAUUGUGACUGGCCUUCAACACCAACAUCGUCAUUACCUUGAUGACAAACAUUCAUAUUAUUGUCAAUCAUCAAAAUCAACAUCAUCAAUAUCAUCCUUAUAGUCAUCAUCAUUAUUAAUAUUAUCAUUAUCACCAUCAUCAUGAUAAUAAUCAUUGAUAAACUCAUCAUCAGUAUCAUAAUCCUCAUUAUCAGCAGCAACAUUUUCAAUGCCUUGAUCAUAUAUUUGUCACUUCAUCAUUAUCAUAAUUAUAUUGAUCAUCAUUAUUACUACAAUUCUUAGUAUCAUCAUCAACUUCUUCCUUUUUGAAAUUGUCAUCAACUGUGUUAAUUAUAACCUUUUUAAUUGUAUUUUUAUCAACUUUUUUUUGUUAUCUUUAUCAUCAUAAUCAUCAAUAUCAUCAGCAGCUGCAUUAUUAUUAUUACUAUCAUUGAUAUUAUGAUUAUUAUUACUGUCAAUACUAUCAUUACUAUCAUUGAUCAUUGUUAUUGGUGUUAUUGUUAUUAUUAUUAUCAUUAUCAUUAGCAGCAGUAGUUAUAGUUGUAGUCGUUGUUGUAACAGUAACGUGCAAACGUCCAUAACUUAAAAGCUUACUUUUUUAUAUAAGUACUUAUAUUAUCUAAAGUUUUUAGGAUAUCUUCAUUAAAGCUGUACGUAUACACAGCUCUGGAAAAAAUUAAGAGACCAAAACAAAAUAAUCCGGUUUUCAGAUUUUGCUAUUUAUAGGCAUGUGUUGGAGUAGAAUAAAUAUUUUUGUUUUGUCCUAAAACAUUUCACAACAUAACUCCCAAAUUUCAAAUAAAAAUAUUGUCAUUUAGAACAUUUAUUUGCAAAAAAUGAAAAAUGGUCAAAAUACCAAGAAGGGACCAGUGUUUUCAGACCUCAAAUAAUGCAAAAAAGAGAAAUCAUAUUCAUUUUGAAGCAACACAUUACUAAUGUUUUAACCAAGUAGGUGUUCAGAAAUCAAUAUUUGGGGGAAUAACCCUGAUUUAAAUCACAGCUGGACUGUGAGCAUGCGGUGUGCAUGCGCCGUCACGAGUGGCAGCAGCUCCGUCUUUUUCGCUCUUGUUUGUUUUUGUUGUAUUUUGUUUGGUUAUUGUACUUCCAUCCAUCUACACUGGACAUGGAUAGCAGCCGUGGAUUUUUCUACACAAGAAAUCAGCUGCUUUCCCUCAGGAAUAAGUCCAGCUUUGGAUCUGUUCCCCACCUACCUAUGGAGUUAAGGCAACCCUAGCGGGGCUGCAGAGCCCGUGCUAAGCAAAAGGCUAAAGGGCUAGCGAACCACCGGCGUUACAAGCCAUCUGUCCCUUCUGAUGUCAUGGGGAGCAUGAACUCCCUGGCAAACAAAAUUGACGAGCUGGCAGUGCUGGUGAAGAAUGUUCAGACCUACAGGGAGUGCAGCUUGCUCUGUCUCACCGAGACGUUUCUAACCGUGAGCACCCCGGAUACCAAUGUGGACCUACCCGGCUUCACAAGGGUCAGAGCGGACAGAGACACAAAAGCAACCAACAAGCACAAGGGUGGAGGACUCGCCGUCUAUAUCAACAAGAAGUGGUGCAACCCCAGACAUAUUACAGUUAAGUUCUGCAGCAGGGACAUUGAGCUCCUAGCCGGGAGUCUGCAUCCUUAUUAUAUGCCCCGGGAGUUCUGCAUGCCAUUUUUGCGAGACAUCCCCCCACGUGCCCUCGCGGAGACAGCAUGUCAAUCAAUCAAUCAACUUUAUUUCUGUAGCACAUUUGAAAGAACCACGUGGGUAGCCAAAGUGCUGUACAUUGACACAUAAAAACAAAUAAAACAAUCAAAGAACAAGAUAAAGCGAGCAAAAAUACAUCAAUGCAAUAAAUAAAUAAAUAUAUAAAUAAGCAGGCUCACAGCAAGUGCUAAGAUGUCAUCCGCUGGGCUGUAGGGAGACUACAGACGCAACACCCGGAAGCCUUUGUUCUGAUCUCUGGGAAUUUCAACCAUGUCACCCUGGACAAAACACUGCCUGAUUUUACCCAGUUUGUGGGCUGCUCUACCAGGGGAAACAGGACCAUUGACCUCAUGUAUGCCAACUUGAAGGAUGCAUUCAGUGCCUCCCCACUUCCUCCACUGGGAAAUCAGAGCACAACCUCAUCUUGCUCCAGCCUCAAGUAAUGAUGCUACCCUCUACCACCCGUUCCUUCAGGAAUUGGUCUCCUGAGGCAGAACAGACUCUGCAGGACUGCUUUGAUUGCACGGACUGGAGAGUGCUGCAGGAGUCAGCUCACACUGAGGAUGUUGAGGACAUAGUGGACUGCACUGCUGACUAUAUCAACUUCUGCAUGGAUAUUGUGGGGGAGGGGUAGAGUCUGUUAUUGCACACUCUGACUGUACGCUGCUUUCCAAACAACAAGCCCUGGAUCACCAGCGACAUCAAGACUCUUCUUAACCAAAAGAGGAGGGUUUUCCAGAGAUGGUCACCCCCCCCCCCCCCCAGUUCGCAUAUCAGGAGAAGGUUGGGUUGGACGACGCCAUUGUCUACCUUCUGCCCCAGUCUCUCUCCCACCUGGACAGGGGCUUACGGACUAUCUGACUGAUAGACCCCAGUAUGUCCGGCUGGAGGGCUGCAUGUCAGAGACUGUGAUCAGCAGCACCAGAGCUCCGCAGGGGACUGUGCUCUCUUUUUCUGUUCACUCUGUACACAUCGGACUUCAAGUACAACUCAGAGCUGUGCCACAUGCAGAAGUUCUCAGAUGACCAGCUUUGUGAGGUGCUACUGCACAUCUUCAGCUUGAGCCUGAGUCUGGAGAGGGUCCCAGCACUGUGGAAGACUUCCUGUGUGAUUCCUGUCCCCAAGACAGCACACCCCAGGGAGCCCAACCACUUCAGACCUGUGGCCCUCAGUUGUCACCUGAUGAAGACUCUGGAGAGGAUCGUGCUGAGGAACCUCCGCCCCCUGGUAAGCUCUCAUCUGGAUCCUCUGCAGUUUGCGUACCAGCAGAACAUCGGGGUGGACGACGCAGUUAUCUACCUGCUGCAGAGGUCCAUGGCCCACUUGGAGAACACCGGCAGCACUGUGAGCGUCAUGUUUUUUGACUUCUCCAGUGCUUUCAACACCAUCCAGCCUUCACUGCUCAGGGGGAAGCUCGAGAGGGCGGGAGUGGACUGUAACCUAGCCGCAUGGACCGUGGACUACCUCACCGACAGACCACAGUUUGUGAGGCUUCAGAACUGUGUAUUGGACAUGGUGGUCUGCAGCACGGGGGCUCCACAGGGGACAGUGCUCUCCCCCUUCCCCUUCACCCUGUACACCUCAGACUUCAGCUACAACUCUGGGAGCUGUCACCUCCAGAAGUUCUCUGAUAAUAAAGCCAUCGUCGGAUGUGUAUCGUCAGGGGAUGAGUGGGAAUACAGGACUGUCAUCACUGACUUUGUCAACUGGUGUGCCACAAACCACCUCCAGCUCAACGCCAGUAAGACAAAGGAGAUGGCUGUGGAUUUCCGCAGGAGGAGGACACCUCAGACUGUUCCAGUGAACAUCCAGGGUCUGGACAUCGAGAUGGUGGAGUCCUACAGAUUCCUGGGUGUCCACCUCAACAAUAAACUGGACUGGUCAACCAACACAGACGUACUAUACAAGAAGGACCAAAGUCGUCUCCACCUGCUGAGGAGACUGAGGUCCUUUGGAGUGUGCAGGACUCUGCUCAGGACUUUCUAUGACUCUGUGGUAGCAUCUGCACUUUUCUAUGCAGUGGUCUGCUGGGGGGCAGGGAGCACCGAGAGGGACAGGAAGAGACUGAAUAGACUGGUCAGGAGGGCCAGUUCUGUCCUGGACUGUUCUUUGGACUCCCUGGAGGAGGUGGGUGAGAGGAGGAUGUUAACAAAGCUUAUAUCCAUCAUGGACAAUCCCUCUCACCCACUGCACCAGACUGUGGGGGCUUUAAGCAGCUCCUUCAGCAGCAGACUUAGACUUCCACCUUGCAAGACGGAGCACUACCACAGGUCAUUCCUCCCUUCUGCAAUAAGACUUUACAACGAACUGUAAUAAUAACUGGACACACACCACCACUUUUUGUGUGUGUGUAAAUUGUGUAUAUUGUAUAUAGUUUUAUUUUUCUUCUCCCUUUUUCCUUUUUCUACAUUUUUUCUUAAUUAUUACAUUUAUUUAAGUUCUUAAUAUUAGGAUCUUUAUUUUUAUAACUGCAUUUUUGCACUCUUUGUCUGUGAUGCUGUGACAAAAAAUUUCCCCCAUGGGAGAUCAAUAAAUGAAUAUUCUAUUCUAUUCUAUUCUAUGACACUGCGAUCAUGGCAUGUAUUAGGGAUGGUCAGGAGGAAAAGUACAGGAACCUCAUCAAUGGCUUUGUCACCUGGUGUCAGUCCAACUACCUGCACAUCAACGCCUCCAAAACCAAGGAAAUGGUCAUUGACUUCAGGAGGCCCAGGCCCCUCCACCAGCCUGUGACCAUCGAUGGUGUCCAGGUGGAGUUUACCACGGCCUACAAAUACCUGGGACUGCAUUUAGAUGAGAGGCUGGACUGGUCACCAAACUCAGAUGUCCUGUACAGGAAGGGGCAGAGCCAACUGUAUUUCCUGAGGAAGCUCCGUUCCUUCAACAUCUGCAACAAACUGCUACAAAUGUUCUAUCAGACAGUUGUAGCCAGUGCCCUCUUCUAUGCUGUGGUGUGCUGGGGAGGAAGCAUAAAGAAGAGGGAUUCCUCGUGGCUGGAAAGACUGACAAGGAGGGCCAUAGUUGGUGCAGAACUGGACUCCCUAAUAUCUGUGGCAGAGCAAAGAACUUUUGCCAGGUUCCCUUCCAUCCAGGACAAACCCCAUCACCCUUUCCACAGCACCAUCUCCAGGCAGAGCAGCUCCUUCAGUGACAGGCUGUUAUCAGUGUCAUCCCGCACUGACAGAUUGAGGAGGUCAUUUGUCCCCCAGGCCAUUAAGCUCUUCAACUGCUCCCUCUGAGGAGCUCUGUCUAAACUGAACUGCCCCCCCACCCCCCCAUACAGUAUAUCCCAUCCAUGAUCAAUCAAUCAGCAUCUAUAGACUGUUUUUCUUUAUUCCUUAUUUAGUGUAAAUAUUGUUACAGUACUUGUAUUUGUAGAAUCUGUACUGUUUCUAUCUAUCUAUCUAUCUAUCUAUCUAUCUAUGCAUCUUGACAUGCUCUCCACCAUUCUUUCACAUUGCUCUUGGGUUAUUUCAUGCCAUUCCUGGUGCAAGAAUUCAAGCAGUUCAGCUUUUUUUGAUGGCUUGUUACAAUCCACCCUUUUUCUUGAUCACAAACCAGAGAUUUUCAAUGGGGUUCAGGUCUGGAAAUAGGGCUGUCUAUGACAAGAGCUUAAUCUAGUGGUCCUUCAUCCACACCUUGAUUGACCUGGCUGUGUGGAAUGCAGUAUUGCCUGCUGGAAAAAACAACCCUCAGAGUUGGGGAACAUUUUUAGAGCAGAAGGCAGCCAGUUUUUCUCCAGGAUAACCUGUCAUGGGGCUUGAUUCAUGCGUCCUUUGCAGAGACGAAUCAAGCCACUUCAGCCUUGCCGAAGAAUCCCCAGAUCAUCAUUGAUCCUCCACCAAAUUUCACUGUGGAUGCUUGACAUUGUGGCUUGUAAGGCUCUACGUGUCUCUAUCUAACCACAGGACAACCAGGUGUUGGACAAAGCUGGAAAUUCAAGGAAUGAAGCACCUGGAGCUCACUGUAUUCCUCUGCCAGUAAAGCCAGCAUUGAACCCUUCUUUUCCUGACAUAAAACUUUUCAUUUCUCUUGGCAUCGUCAAUAGUUAUUUUUUUGUUCCAGUUACUUUUGAUGUUCUACAAGCACUAUUUUUGCCAUCCAGCUGGUCCUAUUGCAACAGGAUAAUAAUCAUGAUAAUAAUAAUAAUGCUUCAGAUUUCAUAUAGCGCUUUAUCAGAGACCCUCAAAGCGCUUUACAUUGGAUACAUCAUUCAUUCGCUCACACAGUCACACUUUGGUGGUGGUAAACUACCUUAGUAGUCACAGCUGCCUUGUGGCAGACUGACAGAAACAUGGCUGCCAUUUUGCGCCUACGGCCUCUCCGACCACCACCACACAACACUCACAAUCAUACACCAGUGGAGGACACACACUUGGAGCAAGGUGGGUUAAGUGUCUUGCUCAAGGACACAAUGGACAGACUCGGGAUAGGGGGGAAUCGAACCGCCAACCUUCUUGGGUUGAAAUUCAAGAGACACUGAUAUGAAAUGACUGUUAAUAAAUGAAGAGAAGCUGAUUUCUGAAAAAUUGACAGUGGUCUCUUUUUACCAGAGCUGUAUAUUGUAUAUUUGAUCCUUCUUUUUUUUUUCUCUGUGUAUGAUGUUACUGGAAAUUUCAAUUUCCUUAAGGGGACCUUUCCAAAAGGAUAAAUAUAGUUGUAUCUAAUCUAAUCUUAUUAUCAUGAUCAUCAUUAUUAUCAUUAUGAUCAUUAUUGUUAUUAUUAUCAUUGUUAUUAUUAUAAAUAUUAUUUUCAUUAUCGCCAUUAUUAUCCUUGUUAUCAUGAGUAUCACUAUUUGCAUCAUUAUCAUUGUUAUCAUUAUUAUUUUAUAGUGGUUUUGUCUUAUCUUCCCCUUCACGUCAAUCAUGACCCUCUCUAUCAACCUGAAUCUUCAAACCUUUGACUGAAUGUGGACCUCUGAAGGUGGCCAAUUAAAUGUGUGUGUGUGUGUGUGUGUGUGUGUGUGCGAUUGCUUUGAGGAUAAGUGGGAGGUGUCUUGUCUGUGUCCUCUAUUGUGUUGUUGAGGUGCUGUUUAUGUAAGCGGUCAAAGGUCACGGCUGUAAGUGAUGACAACCCUCCUGUUGCCCUGGUGAUAAGACAGUUAACGACCUGCAGGUGCUGAGGUCAUUGAACAGAUGAGAGAGGAGCUUAGAGUUCAAUCAGCAGGUUGGAUGAAAUGGAAAGGCUAUAAUCAGGCGGUGCUUGGCCGCCAUCUUUUUGGUUCUGUUUUGUGAUUAGACGGGAAUCAGUGGCCAAUGUCCCCUUAAAGAUAAAUUCUUAUGUCUAUAUGGUUGUCCUCUGAAGGCUGUUGCUCAGAGGUAAAGUCAGUUGUGGUGGUUCGAUCCUCCAUUACCAAAUGCUUAAGGACACUUGCGCAGGACACUGAGGGAAAUUGCUAACGGUGGUUAGGCUGGUAGUAAAUGAGAGAAGUCCAUUAUGGGCUUUUAACAUAGUUGUCAUUAUCACUAGGUUUUAAGGAUGUUAAAAGAAUAGAUUUACUGCGUUAGUACAGCUGAAAAUGACUAAAUUUCCUAUAGUUGGACUGGCACACUGAAAAUCCUUUAAUAAAUACCAUGGCUCAGUCUACAUCCUGAACUACUUCACAGUCCAUCUCUGUGCUGUUUGCUCUAGUUUUCCAUUUAGCAGCAAAGUAUAGCAAAUACGGAACGCGCUCUACACGGAUCCAGUAUGUUUUCGGCUUAAGUUCCUCACUUUGCGCUAAAUAAUGAACAAUGAUGAUUCUCUGUGAUGGAGACAAUUUAAAAUAAAGGUCAGCCCCUGAUAAAAGUCUGCUUGAUAUAAAGACUUGGUUACGGAGUCUGUAAAAAAACAAUAACAGAGCUGGCCUGACCUGGUGCCUGUAAAGUAAGACGCGGACUGUUGUCUAGUCACACUGCCUAAUCAAGCUAAAACCAUAGCCCCACUUUGAUGUACAUGCAAACAUAAUGACUGUGAGACUGUGCUGUGAAGAGGUGAAGGUGAGAAGCAGUGCAGGUGUGUUCUGAGAGGUUGAGGAUGGGAGAGAGUGCUAUACAAUCUCAAAAUUUACUGUUCAUCCAGUGUUAAAGCCGUAACAGCCUUGAAUAAUAAACUGAUCCCUGAUGAUCUUGUUUGCUUUUACAGGUCAUAUGGAGACAUAGGUGUUAAUGUCAGUCUGGUUUAUGAACAGUUUAAGUCCUCACAAAAGUUGAGUAACCAUCAUGAGGUGCUGUGAAAGAGUUUUUCAUCUACCAGACUUCAUAAAUCCUGAGGUGUUGUUCUUCCCUGCUCUCAGACUGAUCCUCACACCUUAAGACCUUCUCUCAGUGAUUUUUGUUUACUUCUUGUUGUAGCCCACUGUUUGAUGUGAGCUGACUCAAUGUUUUCUGCACACGCUCAGUGACGCAGCAAACACAGACUGCCAGCCUGUGAGGAGGAUGGCCAACUUCCAGCCUCCCUCUUACUCUGAUUGGCUUAUAAUGGGACCUGUUUGUUGUUGAUAGUUUUCUCCUUCAACCUGGUGAGAGAAAAGAGGUUUGUGGAGGGGACAUGCAUAAAAUAGAAAAGAUGGACUUGAAGUUGUAAUGAGCUUCAUGCAGCAGGUUUACUGUAUUUCAGGGCAGAAUUUCUCUAAAGUUACGUAAGACUUUUUCAGGUUUUGUCAUGUUUGUUUUCCUUCCGAAAUGUUUUUUUCAAAUUUUUAUUUUAUGUGUUGAAACAUUAAAUGUGUUUUUUGUUGAGCAGUUACAGUUAAAGAAAGGUUGUGUAAGCUGUUUUGUUAGAGCUCCAUACAGCUCAGGUGACAGAUGUAAGCAGUAAGCUCAGUGAAGGUGAAGUUGAAUGAAGGCCAUUACGCACUUGACUGGAGUGAUGUGUAACCAGCACAGGGAUGUGGAUGUGCGAAGGAAAACAUAAGCCCAGUGGUGCUAGCUCUGCUAAUGGUAGCCACUGUCGGAAAACAGUCUGACAUCAAGAUUAGCUGCGUUAGACCAAUUAAAGUUCAGUUUUACAUUUUACAUCCAAACAGUUGUGAAAUAAGUGAAUCUGAAGCUGCUCUGUUCAGUUUCUUUAUACAGACUGUACUUCCUGUUUGUAAGCAUCAUCUGACUACUGUGUACUGGAUCUGUUUUACAUUCUCUCUUUGUAAAAUUUUCCAGAUCAUGCUUAUCAGCGUAACCAGCCCAGUUUACACUUCAGUGACUAUGUUUCAUAAAAGCACAGAUCAAUGGAGAUCUAGUGGAAAAUACUGUGGCUGACAAGGACAAUCUGCAACAGCAAGGACAGUCUCCAAUGAAACAUGCUGCAAAUACCAGAGAAGUUCAACACAAGUGCUCCAGGUCUGUGGGUGGCGUUGAGUGAGAGUGGCACUGCUUCAGUGCUUUAUUGACAGUGAAGAAGAGAUCUCGUUGAACUUGUUUGGACAGGAGACUCAAAGACAGAUUUAGAGACCAGUUGUGGUGAAGAAAGCUGGGCUGUCAGGAGUGAGACCUGAGUGGGUUUUUGUAUGGCCACUUCAGGAUGCCUGGAGCUAAUGCUUAAGGCUAACAGCUAGUGGAGCUUCAAAGCUAACACGCCACAUACUGCGCAUUGUCAGCUAACCUCACUGCAGUUGUGCUUGUGAGCGGUUAUUUAGCAGAUUUACUCAGUAAGAAACUACAGAGUUAAAACACCAUACACAGACUUUUUAUAUAAUCAGUAACUGAUUCAAACCAUCAGCAUGUUAUAAAGUGACUUAAAUGGCAGAAACCAUGUUUGAGAAACAUUUAUUGGACAUGUGGUUUCUGGCAGGAUCCUUCAGCCAAAUCCCUCCGACACACUGAUAAGAACGAAGAUGACUCCAACUGGUUUGAAACCAACAGCAACAUUCAGGAAAUAACAAACCAAAUUAAAACUUUUGUCAAAUCUUAGGAUAAAAGUUCCACUCUGUUUCCAGUCCUUGUGCCAAACUAGGCAAGCUGGGAGGAAACAGAGAUGAUUCAGUGUUUGUGUUUUCUCCUUCAGACUGACUCUGGGAUACAGAGGGGACAAAAGAGAGGAUUUCACAACAGAGACACAAACAAACAGACAGACAGACAAAGACACAGACAGACAGGACAGAUGUUACAUAAGCUGCAAUGAAGUCCAUUAGAGCUGAAAGGAGAUGAUUCACACAUAUUAUCUAUUUACACACACACACACACACACACACAAAGUGACAUCACUCUCUAGAGAGAUAUAACACACUCACUCUCCCGUCUCCUAGCAACCUUGCUCGCCCACUCCCCCCUCUCUCCCCCUCUUCGUGCGUCAUCAAUUAAAGAGCAGCAAGCGGGCGGACAAGCGGGUUACAGAGAGGGUCCUCAGGAAGGAAACAGUUGGAGACCUUCAGGUUCCUGCAGCAGCAGCAGGACAGUGAGACACUGCAGGGACAGACAGGAAUUGGUCUCACCUCCAAGACCAGGACCAGGACCAGGACUGACAGACUAAGACCAGAAGCUUUAGACCAUGAUUUAAAUCUAAAACAGAGCUUAGAUAUUUCUGUUUUGUGUGUGUGUGUAUUUGAAUGAAAAAUGACUAGUAGAAAUCUGCCACUAAAAGCUGCUAUAAAACUCACUUACCUCUAACCCAGUUAACUCCAGCCUCCAUGAUUAGGUUAGACUCUUUUCUAGAAAGGCUCUGGAAAUUUCCAAAGUAUUGGUGAGGAUAAAAUCAGAGUAUAGAAACACAAGGACAGUGAUGUAAUCCCUGAACAUGUGUUCUAGCUGUCUGAACAGCUCAUUUUAAGACAUGGCCACAACCUGCUGUGCUGUCCUCUAAAGCCUUUUUCACUGCUCAGCUUGUCUUUUAAUUUUGGCUUUGUCUCUAAAAGUUUUUCUUUUGGUCCUAAAGGAAAGUCUCAGCUGUGUUCUCUCCAAAGACUAAAGGCUCCAGAAAACAGCAGGAACUUUGGAUAGUUGGAUAGUUCCUAUAUCCCUGGGGGACAAACUGUCGUAGUAUGCUGACAACAUCGCAACUGCAAGAUAUCUAAAGAUAACCAUGACAACUGCAGUUAUGUUACACGCCUUUGCUGUGUUGAUUAACGAAUAAUCCCUCUAUUGUUUUUCUCCAGUGUCGUCUCACGAUUCGCAAGUCUGACUUGCUAGAAGUGGCAACAAGUCUUAAUUUUUGGUGGUUUUCUAUUGUUCGUUGCUCAUUUUGCAAUCCUUGUUGUUGUUACAAGCAGGGCCAGCGAUUCACUCCAUGUGCAGAGGUGUGGUCUCCUUGUCUCUGAUUUUGAUUGGCGAAUAGUAGGGUAGUCUGUACUCAACUGAGCAAAGAACAAAUGUGAUUGGGUGGAUCGCUGCACAGCCCACGCAGAGUCGACAUACAGAGUAUGUCAGUCAGCUACCCUUGAAAUUAGGUUAAAGUUCAUUUGCCUCCCGCAUCGCAGGCUCUGCAACGUGACUAUCAUGCACACAUACAUCGCGAUGACGAUGCUCAAACGAUACAUCGUGCAGCCCUAGCAAAAAGUAACACCCCAAGCUGUGUCCAACUUUCUUGGAGUGUUAAAGCAGCAAAAACUCAGGUAUCUGUAGAACUCAGAGGCCACUAUGGGAUAAAUUAGGAGUUUUUAAAGCUGUAGAUCAUGCUUAACUACUUUACAGGUGAUCCGGACGGACAGAUUGAAAGGUGAUAUUUGGUUAAAAUAGGUCCCCUUUAAACAGUAUUAAAAAGAAAUGCUUUAGUGUUGCUUUUCUCCGUCUUCCUCUAACUGAAAGCUCCCUCUCUGCAUGGAUCUUUUAUAAAAUGUUGUAAGACUCUUAGAAUUACAAUCUGAGCCUGUUAGGGACAAAAACAAGAACUUUUCAUGGACAUACUCUGAUCCAGCAGAGAUUAUACAGCUUGUUCCUUUGCUGCACCCUGAAGACAUUUUAUUAAGAUAUUUGAGAAAACUGUAUGGAGGGACAUGAAGAAUACAGACUAAGUGUCAGCAUACUUUUGUCUAUUUUAUAGCUAAAACACAGAGUGAAGCUGAGUCUCAGACCAUAAAAAACACUCAGGGUGUGUUGGUGUUAUAGCUGUGAUGCUACCAUGCUAACACUGUUUCCACAGUAACCAAAGGCACUCUCUGAGGCAGUGUUUUGUGCUGAGUGAAUGUGAGCUGUGCGGCUGUAUGAAAUGUGUCCCUGGCUGAUUCAGGAUCAGUGUGGGUGGAGUGCUGUACUGUUUAUAUUCCUGAUGCACAAUGACGGAGAUGGGGGUUUAAACAGAGGAAGUGAAAGUUUAUUUGAUCACAGCUAAAUAUGUCCUCAUGCUGAGCCCCGGCCUCAUCUACUUUUCAUCAUUUCAGGGCUUCCUGAUAAAAGCUCAGGUUUUUGAAGCUGUUGAUAUCAAGCUGCUGACAUGACUUGGAAAUAUUCUCUUCGUUUGACUUUCCUGAUCUAUUAACACUCCUGAAACAAGCUCCCCCGUAGGGUACUGUGGGAAAAUGCACAUAAUUUUCACUUAAGUUCACACUGUGCUGUUUCUAUGUGACAUUCACACAAACAGGUAUUUUGUUAACACCUAAUUAUUUCAGGCAAGGGCAGAUCCAAAUUUUUAAUAUCAGGGGUGGCUCAAUACUAUGAAGAAACACAUGCUUUUUCAAAUGUUUGCAUCACUGAGUCGUUGUGAGGGUGUAUGUUGGGUCUACAACCUGCCCAAUUACCUGAAAAACAUAUAAAAAGGAGAAAGACAAUGGAAUAUACUCGAGGAGAAUGGACAGAGAUCUUUCUUUUAGUUAUCUCAAAACCACUCUAAAGCCGCUUUCAGACCAAACGCGACCAGGUCGCGUCGCGUCGCGUUGGUCGGUCAGGUCGCGUCGCGUGGUGCCCUGGUGUGUCCACACCGGGUCCAAAGCUGCAGUCCAAAGCUGGUCGCCGGUGACGUCAUCCAUGUCACUAGCUCAGUUUUCAGUUCAUCAGUGCUGCCACAUAUCUGUACAUCCACAGUAGACGCAGUAGUCCCUGGUUACACAAUGUUUCUAAAGGGGGGUAAAUGGUGCAGCAAAGUAAACAUUCUCAUAAAGCAUAAUAAUGAACACUUGUGAAUAUGUGAAGGUCAAGGCGGCAUCCAAUGAGCUCCUUCUGAUAAGAGCGGCACCUCCUCAAAAACUUCCCACGAUUUACAGCGGAGGAUACAUCACUCACACACCCCCACCUGCUGAUAGGAAAGACACAGUCACAGAAAACUGAAAGAAACAUUGUUCUGCUGUGUAGUAAAUCUAUUGGAGAGAAAAGUUAGGAAACACUCUUAUAUGAUGUAUAAAAAGAGGUCAAAACAGCAGCAGAAUUAUCUGCUUCAGAGUCCUCUAACUCCAGCAGUAAAACCUGCUUUUUUUGAAUGAGUGUGUGACUACAAAAGAAACACUUGUUAUAGUGUCUGUGUUAAUCUGGAGUAUUUCAGCCCAGCGGUCUAAAUGUGUGCAGCAGAGAGCUGAUAUCAGAUCUAAAAAUGAGCGCUGCAGAGUCUCAGAGGAGCAAUUAGUCUUCAAACACUCGAUAAAUAAUAAAUAAAGACAGAUGUGGCAUCAAUGAAAACAGCAGAGAGUCAGUAACACUCUCAGGUUAAACACGAUCAAUACAUUUACUCCUCGUGAGGAGAAGCAGGAUGACAGGGAGGAGUUCAACCUGGAUACAUUCAGUGUGCUCAUCUCAAACUCUAUGAAAUAGAAGUUUGUUCAUUAAGAUAAAGUUUUUUUCUUAAGAGGGUCAUUUUAACUAUUUGAGAGGAGGGGUGAGCAGGAGGAGAGCAGGGAGAGGAGCAGGAGGAGGAGAGAAGAGCAGACAGGGGAGCAGAAGGAGAAGAGAGGAGAGCAGGGAGUGGAGCAGAAGGAGAAGAGAGAGGAGUAGGAGGAGGAGGAGAGGAAGGGGAGGAGGUGGAGGAAAGAGAAUUGAAUUUUGGCACCCCCUGUGGUCAAAGUAUGUGCUCACAUAGUGUCCCCUACAAAAACCGCAUCCUGCUGACUGUUGACAGUGAGGUGUAUCAUUAACAGCAAAUAUUUAUGCUUAAAUUGUAACACCUGUUUAAUCUUUUUAAUCUGUGUAUUCCGUUUAAUCAGUAUAUUUUAUUUAUUCAGUUCAAUCUGCAUGUUUUGUUUAUUCUGUUUAUUUAGCUUAUUUUGUUAAAUUUGUUUAUUCUGUUUGAAAUGUUUAUUCUGUAUAUUCUGUUCAUUCAGCUGCACGGCUGACAAUGUCCUCUUACUCAGCUCUCAGACAUAAAAAUUGUUUGUCAAUUUCAGUGUAUUUCAUAAAUGUAAAGUAAAAACUUCUCAGAGCAACCCCCACUUUUAGACAAGCACACAAAAGAGAUACAGACUCAAAUGUGAGUCUGCAUGUGCAGACAAACCCAGUUUUAUUGUUGACCUGAGUUUGUAAAGAGUUUACCAACUGUCUCUCUGUCUGUGUUCACUCAGAUGUCCAGCUAUAAAAGAGCUACGUUGGAGGAGGAGGAAGUGUCAGACGCUCCAGCUGAAGUGGCCUCGUCUCCUGACGCAGUGGAGGUCAGUGAACGCAGCACACAGAGACAUCACACAAAGGUGAUGUCUUUUAGCUGGUUUCAGAGACUCAGAAAGAGGACAGUGACUCAGCUGAGAGAAGACAAAAUGAGUUUUAAAUAUAACUCCUCGUGUCCUCAGGAAAUUUCCUUCAAUCUUCUGUAGAUAACCGAUCCCAGGUGAGGUCCUGGACUCAGAGAGUCUAAGAGCGAAACCCUGGGGGCUCAGACUGAAAGACAAAAGUAGGCCAUGGUGGUGGGUCCAUCAGGCUCAGAGGGAGGAGCAGCAGGGGGUCUGGAUCUCUGCCAGACUGCCACUGUAGGGUGAACAUCAGCUCUGUAGAGAAGAGGAGCUGCUGGAGGAGGGUCACCGAUACUCAUAUGGACCGAUCUGAGAAAAGUCAGCUCAAACAGUUAGCGGAAUGUAUUUUAGGAAGGACAGCCAGGUAACCCACAGGUGAAGUCUGUCUUUAAGUAAUCCAGUUUGACAAAACCUGAACUCUGCAGGAAAACUGUAAUGGUCUUCCUCCAGCUGGGGACUGAGGGUCUACCUCAAGUGAAGGAGUUCAGGAACCUCAAGAUCUGGUUUACAUAGAGGUUGAAACGGGCAGUGAGGGGGACAAUGGAAACACAGGUUUUCUAUGACCAUCAUGGUGCAGAAGGAGCUGAGCCUGAAGGUCACCCGUUACAACCCUCACCUAUUUUCAUCUGUCCUCACCUGUCCUCUUCUGUCCUCACCUAUCCUCACCUUUCACCACCUAUCCUCAUCUUUCCUCAUCUGUCCCCUUCUGUCCUCACCUAUCCUCAUCUUUCCUCACCUUUCCUCUUCUGUCCUCACCUAUCCCCAGUUUUACUCACCUUUACUUACCGUUCCUCACCUAUCCUCAUCUUUCCUAACCUGUCUUCACCUGUCCAACCUGUCCUCACCUGUCUUCACCUGUCCUCACCUCAAGUACCUUGCUUCGCCAAAUGUCUAUGUGGAUUGUCACUGAGGUCUGAUCUGUAACCUGAGGAUCUUUGCUGCUGCUCUACCUGCCUUCCUCUUUGUCUCAGACUUUGAGCAGGGAGCUGUCUGAACAGUCACACUACCAAAUAGAUAUAACCUACAGCAUAAAAACAAACACUUCUCUUUGAUUGUUGUGGUCUAAACUGAAACAUGAUCACUAUGAAGGGUGAUCGGGUUCAGCAUGAGAGUUGAGUUUAGGACCUCAGAUACCCGCAGGAACCUCAAAGUAGAGCUGCCUACAGGACCUGCAUGAGUGGAAAAAUUUGUAGAUAGAUAGAUAGAUAGAUAGAUAGAUAGAUAGAUAGAUAGAUAGAUAGAUAGAUAGAUAGGUGGAUGUUGGUUUGUUGGAUGGAUGGAUAGAUUGGUGGAUGUUGGUUUGUUGGAUGGAUGGAUGGAUUGGUGUGAGCUGGAUGGUAGGUUAAUUGGAUGGAUGGUGGUUGGUUAGAUGGAUAAAUGGGCAGAUUGGUGGAUGUCCUUUCUCUCAGACUAAGCAGGUCUAUCUGAUUUUUAAUGGCAGCCCCCGGUUUCACUAUGUUGUUAAGAUAACAGAUAUUCUUGUCCAAGGGUUUGACUCCUGUCUUUGUCCCUUUCAGGUGGGUUUCAGGAAAGGAGGUGUGGACAUUUUUGGCAGAAGGACCCAGCUUGAGGUUGUUCUGUCGGUCCUGCUGCUGGCUGCGCUGUUGGCUCUGCUGGCCUGCCUCCUGGUAUUGGGACUUGGACUCAGCUCAGGUGACUACAACAAACACAACAUCCACUCCUGUCCUCCCUUUUCCUACUAUCAUCCUCUCUCUUCCACUUUUGAAACAUUAUUUUUUCCAUCCUCUAUUCCUGCUUUCCUACCAUCCUGACAUUUUAAACCCUUUCUCUGUCUCCUCUCUUCAUUCCUGGAUCAUAAGAUACUCCUUCCCUCUAGUGUCCCAUUUUUCUUCAUCUCUAGCUGCAGAUUUUGUGUUAACUAUGAGAUCUGUUCUUGGGUUUUGUUAUGAAAAGUGACCUGGAAAACUGUAGUCUCAAUAGUAUUGACCAAUCAGGUGUCAGCAGGCUUUGGUGUCUGUACAGAGAGUAAAAGCAGGAGGAACACAGUCUUCCAUCAUGACCUCCAGCUCCCAUGGUUGCUGACCCGGGGAGGACCUCUGUCUCUGUAUAAACAGAUAUCUGCAUGAAGGUCACUCAACAUUCUGUUCUAGAUUGCACAUUUACACAUAGGCACUAGUAGGCACAGCCUACUACCACCUUAAAAUUAUUAUUAUUAAUCUGACUGAUGCCAAGUUACUAAAGACAAUCAGAGUUUAGAUUUAUGUACUUCCCAGAAUGGAUGGAUCUGACCUGCUUUAUCUGAUGUUAUCAUAUCCAACUGAAAUCAAUAAAGGCCAAUCAAAAGAAAGUAUCAGUUCAACAUUGUUUAGCUCACCACUGCCUUCACCAGAACACGCACGAAAGUUUUCUUUCCCACCACCACCCAUCUUUCCCAGAACCUUUUUUUCAUCCCCUUCUUGUCUUUCUUUUUUUUCUUGUCUUAGCUCAGUGCACACCCUGACCAUCCUUUCGGGCACCUUCUGUCCUUGCUGCUCCUCCUUUUCACCUCUUCCUUCUGUUUCCUCCACAUCUCUUUCCUUCCCGACCCAGCCCAUCCUUAUCCCCUCCCAUUUCCUCCCCCUUUGCUUCUGUGUGUCUCUUUUUUUGUACCUGAUCUUUCCUUUUCUUUCCUACUCCCUCUUUUCUCCUCACUUUGUCUUUCUUUCCUCUCAAUCUCCUCUCCUUUGCUCUAGUUAUCCUCUAACAUGUCAAACACACCCUCUGCAGAUCCUCCUGUUUUCUGACUCCUCCGUGUGACCGUUAUGUCUUUUUAUCCCAUGAUGCCUCACAGACAGUGGACGUGGCCUGUGCCUGUCAGAGGCAUGUGUCACUGUGGCAAGUCAGAUGGUGGAGGCAAUGGACCGCAGUGCCGACCCGUGCCAGGACUUCUACCAGUUUGCCUGUGGAGGCUGGAUGAGGAAGAACCCGCUGCCUGAUGGACGGUCCCGCUGGUCCACCUUUAACAGCAUCUGGGAACAGAACCAGGCCCUGCUGAAACACCUGCUGGGUGAGACAGGGGGGAGGGGCAUGGGGGACAGAAUGACAAAACAUUGGUUGACAGACAGACAGACAGACAAGGUAGAUGGAAAGACAUGAAGAGAGGGACACAGAGUUAGUUUCAAAACAGGACAGAUUAAGGGACAGAUACAAAGACACUGAAGAGGACAAAGACUGACGGACAGAGAGGGAAGACAAGAUAAUAGAGGAACAGGCUGAAAGAUAGACAAGCAAACACAGAGAGAUCUAUUUCCUGCCUUACCCACAGUGUGGCGCAGGUGUGCAAGUACAGCCCCUCUCUAUCUCAGCCCCUUCCAGUCAUGCAAGUAAGAGAAAAUGAGGGGAGAAGGUGUGGAGUGGGUUUAAUACAGCUGAGUCCAAUUUUCACCAAUCACAUCAGUUCCUUUCCUCACCUUUAAAUGCGUGCAGUAGUCUACAAGAUGACAGAAGACUGCAACGCGGGCCUGAGGCAGCCCCUCAACGAGUGUCGUGUUAGGUGCUGUGGCAGAAACAACAUCCUCCCCACACUUUCUCAAAUAAGCAUUAAGGGUUUUGGUUUGUGCCUGGUUGGGCCCAUGGGUAAGGAAAACACCCUUUUCACAAAUAAAAAGACACUCACAUGAAGUUGCUUGUAUUUAAACCUUGUGACAAAGGUGGGUCGUGUGCACAGUUUACAACAUGAAACAAAUGCCAUGCAUAACAGCAUUAAAAUCAGAACCACCUGUGCCUAAAGGACAUAUCACGCUCAUGGCCUGUCUCUUUCUUCCAAUAAUGUUUGCAUAUAAAACGAACUUGGUUCACGCAACUGCAUAUUAUAGUUGCAUGUAGGCCUAACCCCGGACUGAAUAUUCACAGAAUUUAAGGGUGUGAAAACAUUACACAAAGAGUUUAUUUUGAACGAUAGUGUCUUUCAUUGUUUUUUUCAUGUUUUUGAAAUGAAUCACUCAUUUGAUCACUUCAAUAUAUCACCUGGUUUGCCUAGGCACACUUGCCGCCGCAGUAGCAAGAUGGGGAUAGGAUGGGUAGAGGUGUCCAGGUCUGAGUAGAGUGGUGGAUGCCAUGAUAUGGCUACUGCCUACCACAGAGCCAUCCACCACCCCCGCCUGUCCCAUUAAGAAGAAAAACAAGCGGGAGGGGACAGUUUAAAUAUCUUAUAAACACCAGCAUGUGUGACAAUGAUUUUAACGCAGUUUCAGAUUUGUUAAUCUGGUCAGAUUGAGUGUCCAUAUGCAUGCCAAACCUGCCAAAACCUUUUUUUUCAGAUCAAAUAUGGAUUAAAAUAUAUCGAUAUAGAUCUAAGUGUAUGUGCUGACUCAGAUAGUUGCACUAACUAAUGGUUGUUGUUGAUUAUUUAUUGCACUGAAAUGUGCCUGACAUUGUGAAAACCUGCCUGUGAGGAAUUAGUGACGUGUGCACACUGCUACACUGGUCUACCAACAUACCACUAGACCAGCUCCCCUCCACCUGCACCAAAAGCUGACCAGGUUUGAAUUGAUGAACUUUCAUCACACUUUUUGCGCCACCAUCAGGCAUGAAAUUGUCAAUGUGCCAGCUGAUUCUGUCAACACCUCUCCCCACUGCGUCGCCACAUCCAGCUUGGUGCAUCUUGGUGCGCCACGAAAUUACCAAAUUGGCUGUGUGCCAGGCUGCACUGCCUGGGGUGCACCACCCUGCAUUGUGCCACUUGUGGCACAAAUAUAUAGCCCAGAAGGUUUGGACUGAGGGACACACAGAAAGAGAGACAGUUUGACAGGGAGACAGACAUGUCAAGACCAAGAUAGGUACAAAGAGAGAAGACAGGACAUGAAGAGAUAGGCUGAAAGAAGGUCAGGGAGAAAAAGAUGUUGACAGACAGAGAGAGAAGCAAAAAGUCAGACAGGAUAAGACAGAGAGACAUCCUAUCAAAUGUCUGUGUGGACACAUUUGUCAAACUGAAGCCCAGAGGUUUUAAAAAAAACAUGGACAAAGAACACCAGGACACCGGCCAAAACGUCAGGAUCUCCUAAUGAAGAACAGAAAGACUUUAACCUCUCAGACUUGGACUCUGUCUUUUAGAGAAUGGGACGUUUAACGGCAGCAGUGAGGCUGAGAGGAAGACUCAGUCCUACUACCUGUCCUGUCUCAACACGCAGAGGAUCGAGGAGCUCGGAGCUCAGCCCCUCAUAGACCUCAUUGCUAAGGUAGCCCAUUUUUCAUUCCGAUAAAAGUACCACAUACUCAUUCAGUCAUGUUCAAGUUAGCAGUGACAUCUAAAAUCUGUCAGCUUCUGGGAGACUCCCACUGACCUGAACUCACAGGGUCCUGAAACGGUGACCAGUACAUGAGUAAUAUAAGAUACUUAGCAGCAAUCUGUGUAAUAACCACGGAGGAUAGAAUAGUACAGAGAGGCCCUCUGAAAAAAAAGCAAAGCUCUGGAAAAUUCCAAAAAAUAGUCUGCACUGAUACUGAUGUUUUGAUUGGAAUUUAUAAAAUGAUUGAAGGCUUCACCUACAUGUAUUGGGAUAUUGCAUUUCCUCAGUUUCCAGAAGAAACGUCCCCAUCAGAAGUUUUAUAAACAUUUUUCUGUUCACAUGACAGCACAGAAAUAGUUGAAAAUGCUGUCAUGAAUCUGCGUUCCAGUUGUGCUCAGAAGUCGGGAUUUCCGAGCUCCGAGUCGGAAAUUCAUCUGGAACGCCCGCCCGAAGUCAGAUUUCCGACUCGGAAAUUCGGACGAUCCCCACCAACCCCGACUUGACGGCAACAUCAUAAUCCAAGAUGGCAGUGCAGUGCAUCAACAGUAAUGAGUAAUGGUGAAAGCUUUCGUAAUAUAUUUUUUAUUAGCACUUGUUUUGUUUUUGUAAAAUUAAAUAAGUAAUAUAUGUUUUACUGCCCAAUGCCUAACUGUGAACACGGUGCUAUCGUGUUUGUAAGAGUAAAAUACUGUGCUAUGCGUUUUUUACAACUGAUCUAGCUAACAACAGCUGACAAUGGGCAACGACAGCUGACAACAGCUAACGACAGCUGACAAAUAUUAACAACAGCUAACAACGGCUAACAGUAGGCGUCAUCUUGGUUUUCCAACUUGUUUACUGGAACGCUGUCAACUUGGGUGUAACGUCAUUCCCUGCUCCGACAUCUUACUUCCGAGGUAACUGGAACACAGCAUGAGUAUGCCAGACCAGUUGGUGAUAAUGUGUUAUCAGUAUCAUAUGAAACAUCACAGAGGAACUUUGUCAUGUGUAAAGAGUAUCUUCUUGAAUGAAGAACACUCAAAACCGUGUUCUUUAAACUGGUGAGUGGAAGAGUAACCAUCAACAGAAGCCUAACAUCUUUGCACAUGCAAAGCACAGACCAAGAACAGUUAUGAAUCAGCAUUUACUUCAGCAACGUUUUUCAAGAACCCUCACCCAGACAGACCCUCAACUCUCUUAAUCAUAAAAGUCAGUCUCCAUGAGGACAGAAAGUCAAACACUCAGAGAAAAAAACAAUUACAAAAUGAUUCCAUUACGUGUGGAUUUUGACUAUUUUAGAGAAACAUCAGAUUAUAAUCUGCAUACAGUUGUCGAAUCUCAGCUCUUUACCCUGUUUUCAAUUAAAAACAAAUGAUGUGUAUAUAUAUAUAUAUAUACACACACAUAUAUAUGUAUCUAUAUUUAUAUAUAUAUGUAUAUAUAUAUAUAUAUACACACAUAUAUAGGUAAAUAUAUUUAUAUAUAUAUACACACAAAAAAAAAUUAUAUAUAUAAGUAUAUAUAUACUUAUAUAUAUAAUUUUUUUUUUUUUUUUUUUCAAAAAUCUGUACUGCCCAGACUCCAAAUACACUUACAUAAAACCUGGACUUGUUCCUGUUGGCAGAUUGGGGGCUGGAACAUGACAGGUCCCUGGGAGAAGGAGAACUUCAUGGAUGUUCUGAAGGUGGUUUCUGGUCCCUACAGAGCUCAGCCUUUCUUCAGCAUUUCUGUCAGUGCUGAUCCUAAGAACUCCAACAGUAACGUCAUCCAGGUAAACCAGAACCAGAAUCUAAUUCCAACCAUUAACUUUACUAGAACCAGAAUCUCUAGAAGAACCAGAGUCUAUGCAAGAACCAAAAACUAUACUAAACCAGAAACCAAACCCCUAUCAGAAUCUAAACUCAAAGAAUCUGCGUUCAACCCCAAACCUAUAUAAGCACUAGCAGUUUUUACCAGAAGCAGAAUUAUUACCAACAACAGAAAUUGUACCAGAACCAGUACCUAUCUAAAACUGGAAACUUUACCAGAACCAGAUUCUAAAGCAUAACAAGAAUCUUUGCCAGAACCAGAAACCACACUGUAAUCAAACAACCUAAGAUCAGGACCAGCUAGAGUUCAUGCAGUUUAAGAGUGGCAUGUUCUCCUUUGUUGUCAGUGUUGUUUCCCUGUGACCUUGAUUGGCUAACCUCUUUCCUGCUCAGGUGGACCAAUCAGGGCUCUUCCUGCCAUCCAGGGACUAUUACCUCAACAAGACAGCCAAUGAGAAGGUGAGGACUUCAUUCAGAGUAUUUGGGGAUCCAAAUUCUCAUUUUUCAGGUAACCUGUUGAUCAUUUAUGUGACUCCUAGGUGUUAGUGGCAUAUCUGGACUAUAUGGUGGAGCUGGGGAUGCUGCUAGGUGGGGAGAGGAGCUCUACCCAGAUUCAGAUGCAGCAGAUUCUGGAGUUUGAGACGGCUCUUGCCAACAUCACUGUCCCACAGGACCAACGGCGAGACGAGGAGAAGAUCUACCACAAGGUCACCAUCUCUGAGCUGCAGGUGAGCCACAGUGACCUGUGUCAGAGAACAAACUGAGAUCAAUAGGAGGUUUAGGUGGAGGUGGACCUUGACAGUGUCACAGUGGUGAGUACAACGAGUUAAAAUGUGCUGCCUUGGAGGAUGGACUAUGAUUGGUUGUGAACGUGAUUCAAUCAGUUGCCUUACAGCUAGGCUUAUGGCAUCUGUGUCCUGCAUGAACUUAGAACUUCAUUUGAUAAAAGAUUGUUUUCAGCAUCAAAUGUAGUUCAGUGGGUUUUCAGACGCAGGGAUCAGCUAAUGCUUGUUAGCUAGUGAGGUGGAGCUGUAUUCCUUAAUGAGGGUGAUACUAUUAACUAAAAACAAGAAACAAACAAAACAAAACUAGAAAAAAUAAUGGUUGACUGCACAGGGUGUCUUUGGUUGAUCAAAACACUUCGGAUCACCUUUGUGACUUUGUGACUUUUCUACCCCAGGUCCCCGAACUGACUCCUCCCCUGUUUCUGGUCUCUGCGACUUUAAAUGUAAUGUGAUUUAUAAAAUAAACAUGAUGCUUCAUUAAAGAAGACUGUAAACUUGAGAUCAAGUCAUUAAACCUAUGAGGCUUUCUGAGGGAAACAUCAGCAAAGAGGUUGGACUGUUUCCUCGUAGACUGCUAUACAGUCAGACUGUUGCAGGCUGGUUAUCAGAUUUAAACAUGUCAAACGUGGUUUAUGAUUCCACAUCAGCUCCAGCUGCUCUGUGUGUUAGUCCCAGUGUGCUAACAGGUUUAACUGAGGUGGUCAAUAUGAUCCUCAUUACACCUGCCAAACUGAUAAAGAUAAGGUUGUCAUAGCUGACAUGCUAAUGUUAGCAUCCAGCUCAGAGCUAAUGCCUCACAUAGCUGAACACACAGCUAAAGACUUCAUUGUCCCUUUAUUCUGUCUUUAUCAUCUGUGGUUUUUACAAGCAGGAAUAAGAAGUAACAUGGAUUUUUGUAAGAAUGUGACUAUUUUUCUUUGCUGCUCAUCUCUGGCUGCAUAAACAGGGUUUGAUUUCCUCCCAGUGUGUUUCCCUGUAAUUUUCCUGAUCAGUAUUUCUCUGGUCCUGUCUGCAGUGAUCCCAUCUUACAUGCUGCUUCCCUCUCUGGCUCAGCUCUGAUGUAAAGUGUGUGUUGGCAGCAGCAUUUUAUACAGUACGGUCCCUGCUGCAGCGCUCCGUCCUUCAGGGUUGCAGAUGCUUCAGGGGUCACCAUGGAAACUGUUGCCAAGAGCUGUUGCUAUGGGCCUGCAUCUCUGUGGCAGAAAGGGAGAUGGAGUGAGGUUAGAUAACAGGUUAUUAUAUAAACAUGGCAGAUAUGAACAUGGGGGGAACUUCAGACACACAUCCCUGCAGGUUCAGACUAACCUUUGUCUCUGUCCUCGGCUCACUGAUUAGAUGGUUGGUGUUGUUAGGAGGGGGGAGGGGGCAGAGAUGAUCAUUUAACCUGACAGGAGUCUUCCUGCUGCCCUUAUACUGUUGAAAAAUAUACCAAAAUCUCUUUAUAGAUCCUUAUUAAAAAUGCAAGAUCUACUGUUUUGAAUAUGUUUGUUUGUAGUUUGAGAAGUAUUAACUAAUCAGGUGUCUGCAAAGAAAACAGUCUGUGUAAGGGGAAAAAGCAGAAGGAACGAAAUGUAAUAAUUUGUAAUCUGAGGAGGAUUUCUGUCUCUGUAUUAACAAAUAUCUGCAUGAAGGUCAGCAAUAAUCAAUGAGUGAUGCUGAGCUACUAAAAACAAGUGCAGCCCAGAUUUACAGACUUCUCUGAAUGCAUCAGAAAUGAUGGAGCUGACCUCCAUUCAACAAACAAACAUUUUACAAGAUGUUUACUUCUCCUCUUGGGAACAGACCUGUAAAAGCUAGACUUGGGACUUCAGAUGUUAUUUCAGUCAACUGAAGACCAGUUAAUAAGGAGAAAAUCACAAGAACACCGGUUGCUGUUUAGGUUCAUACUACUAAAGGAAGCCAAAGUGAAGCCUCUGAGAGACUAUUUACAGUGAAACUGAGACUUUCUGCAGACAGAUGAACGUACACGAUGUCAGACCUGUCGUGAGAUUUGGUCGUAGCGUAUGCUCACGUGCAGGUUGAUAAAUGCCGAUCCUCACGUCAAAAAUUUCGUACGCAAGGUGUAUGCAAGUUUUCUGCCGUACGCAAGCUUGAUAAAUGAGGGCCACCGAGACUCACAACAGACAGAUGAACAGUAAACCAGAAUGAAGCCUCUGAGAGACUAUUUACAUAAAAACUUAGACUCCCUACAGUCUGACUCUUCCUUUUUGAUCUGAUCACACAGUCAUUUGAGACUUAAAUUAUCCAACUCUAAAAAGUGCAGUGCACUGAAAAAGUUUCUGCUGAACUCAUCUGACCACACCAGACUGACUGAAGAUUCUCUGCCACACUGAGGUCAUAUUUCUGUAGUUUAUGAGUUCACACAUUUUGCUGACUUAGUUGUUGGAUUGGCUCGGUAGGUUGGGCAGGUGACUCAUGUGCAGAGGCUGCAGCCCUCCUACCAUUGCCUGUAAAAUCCAGUUCCAGCCUUGACUGGAUUUGGUGCAUGUCCUCUCUCUCUGUCCAUAUUUUAAGUAAAACUGGCAAAAAUAACCCUAAAAACCAUCUGACUGAAACCCUGCAGUCUGACACCCUCUACAUCUAAUGAAACACAGCCAGUUCAUUUCAGGACAGAUCCAGAUUUACUGACUUUGUCUGGGUUUAUGUUGAGAUGAUUUCUAAUCAUAGAAGCAGCUGUACUCAAAGGGGACUUUUGAGCCUUUUAAGAGAACAUCUCUUUGGCUAAGCAUAUUUUCUGCUGUUAACAUUAAGCUCAGGCCCUAUCUGAGGAAACCAGCAGGAAUGCUGAAACCUAAUUUUCCUAAAGAUGUGAUGAAUUGUUGAAAUUAUUUUGGGGGACCUGGAAAUAUUUUAGGUGGGGCUCUUUUUUGGGACUCUACUGGUAACAACCCCUGAUUAUAAACCCCAGACUGUCCCUAUAGAGCACAUCUUGUCUUUCUGUCCUGUCUUCAUAAAUGUGGUGGCAUCUCUGAGGGUUCAGCUUAGAUCUUCCGUUUCUCUUUGUUUUUUUUCACAUUUUGGCAGGUGCCUCAGAGUCCUCCUGCAGGGGAACAUCCUCUGUGAUAACACCUGACAGGUGUGACUUUACCUGCUGCAUCACCCGCUGCGGGCUCUAACAACAUCCUGUCUGAAACCUCGGGCACGUCACAUGACCUCCUCUCACUUCUGUCUCUUUACUGAUAUUAUUUCUUAAUUUCCCUACAUGUGAGGCUCUGGUUCCUGUCUGCCUGAGGGUCUGCAGCUUUGCUCCCUCACUGACAGACCCAUUAGAUUGUAAAACCGUCACAUACCCUCACCUUUCAGGGUUACCUCUGAGUCUGGGCUCAUGCUGGAAGUUUUUCUUUAACUGGAAUAUUUCUUAAACUGAUAAUAAUGAAACACAAACAGGGUAAGAAACUUUUUAACUUUUAUCUCCUGUCUGGAUCUCCUUUUGACUGAGAUUCAUUUGGCUGGUCCAGCCGCGCCCUCUGCUGACCGACUCAUUUUUAGACACAUCUGGAUGUAGAGUAGUAGUAGUCAAACCUAAACCUUUGUCCUGAGUUCUCACAGCUCUGAUUCAGUGUCUCAUUAUCAAACAUGUGAACGGCUGCUGUCAGAAACAGUCAGUCAGUGCUCUAGCUUUGCUCUGCACAAGUUUCUCCUGUUAGUUUCUGACUGACUGCUUGGAGCCCAGGCAGAAUCAACAGGGAUUAGUUUUUCAUCUCGGCACCUCCCCCCUGGGUGGUGCAGUCUGCUCCCACACUGAGGGUUACUGAGACACACCGAGGGAUGGACAGAUCUGGUUAACAGAAAAACUUUAACCACAUCUGAGCUGAAUCUUUUUCACUCCGAUCUUAAGUCCUGCUGCGGACCCCAACAGUCUUCUCCAAUGAAGACGUCGCUUUAUUUAAAUCUGGGUCAUCUUGCUGGGUCUCCCUCACUUCUCACAGCUCACCUAAAGAGGGUGUGGUAGCAUCUUUACCUGAUUUUGGCUCUCAGGGUGCUCUUCAUUGUCAGCACUGUACCGGUGAUGAUGUCACUGUAUGCUGGGGGUGAAAUAAAGCUAAAUGCAACGCUGGUACAUGAAUGUGGGCACCAAAGAAGUCUCAGGUCAACAUGGGUUUUCAGCCCCACUCAGUUUAUUGUCUGUUUUUUUUUCCUACUGGCCACUAACAGCAUUGCAACGCAAAAAGCCUUUUUCUCUGACACCUUUGUUAUGAAAUAAAAAACCAAGACUAUUCACAGGAUGGGCAGGACAAGCAGGUUCAUUUAAAAGCCUUUUUUGGGAAUUUUGGAUCAGUGGAGGUGUAGCAACUCAAAAUGUAAUAAUGGCUCAUAAUCUAAUAAAAUCAUGAGUGUAUAACGUAAUAAUAUCUCUGUGCAUAAUGUAAUAAUAUAACAAUUUAUUACUUUAUAAGUCAGUUAUUACAUUAUGAACUUAAUUAUAUUAAAGUUAUUACAUAAUGAGCCGUUAUAACUUUAUGAGCUGUUAUUUCAUUGUAAGUUGCAACAGGAGAUAAAAACCUGAACGCAAACUUUGAGGCAGCUCAUAGCCAAUCGCAGCACAAGGACUUGACACUCUCUGUAUCUGAUGUCUCUUUCCUUUGUUGGUGUUUCAGGCGCUGGCUCCGGCCGUAGAGUGGUUGGACUACCUGUCGUCCUCUCUGGCUCCACUAGAGCUAAAUGACACAGAGCCUGUCGUCCUGUACGCCAGAGAAUACCUGCAGCAGGUGUCUGACCUAAUCAACAAGACAGACCACAGGUGAGAAGGAAUGUAGCUGCCCUGGUGUGACACACUGGUGUGUUAGCUUUCACCUUAUAGCCUUCAGUUUGGUGUGUAGACCAUCUGUCUGUGGCUGCUUGGUUAACUGAAAUGACCACGUGUGUGUGUGUGUGUGUGUGUGUGUGUGUGUGUGUGUGUGUGUGUGUGUGUGGGUGGGUGGGUGGGUGAAGGGGGGGGGGGGGGCAGUGCUAGUUAAACAUAGUGUUUCUUUCUGCAAUCAAACUACAAACCUAGAAGAUUCCAUAUGUCACUCAAACAGACCACACCCCUAGUAACCAUCUCUUUAGGCACUCAUCUCUAAUCAAUAAAUUCAGUCUGUACAGGUGUCCUGAUCAUAGACUGUAUAUAGAAUGGACGCCGUCUGCCUUCUGGCUAGGUGAAGCCAUUCUGAGAACAGCACCCUCUCAUGACAGGCUGCAGUAUAGGUCAUAAAUCCUGCCUCCUCUGCCAAUCCUUAUGAAGCUGUGGACAAACUUUAGAAAUGUAUUACACAAAAUAUAAAUUUUUCUCCCCCCUGGUUGCGAUGUUGACAUGUAGUUCCUGUAAGACUGGUUUGUGCUUAAGUCACCUUUUUUCUGUGCAGCUCCAUUUUUAAAAGUUAUUAGGGGGUUGUUUUUUUCUAUGAUUGACACUUGAUACAGCCUAUGGGUGUAUGAAUAUUGCGUAGCUCACCCGGGGGAUACACUGUUUGAGCAGAGCAUCAUCACAGAGACCCCCCUGCUAAAUGCGUACAACACUACUACGCAAGUGGUGGUUUAAGGAAGUGGAGAAAAUCCUGGAAAUAACCAGAGCAAUUCGGCUUCAAAUUCGUGUAAUGACGGAAGGCAGAGCUAAGUUGUCCAUAGUAUAUACAGUCUAUGGUCCUGACCAGAGAAAUGACCCAUCCUGUUUCUGCCCCAGACUGUGCUGUAAACUUUUAACAUGAGGCUUGCUAGGGACUGACUCAAUGCAGGACAGAGUCUCUAGUGGACAGGAGGAGAACUGCAGGUUUUGGCAUUUCAGUGUUGUUGUUUUUUUAAUUGAGUCAACUUUCUAACCAGUCUCUCUCUCUCUCUCUAUAUAUAUAUAUAUAUAUAUAUAUACACAUAUGUUUGUUUUUCUGCCCUUCUGUCCUCAGUCUAUUGAAUAACUACAUGAUGUGGACAUUGGUCCAGAAGAGUGUGGCCAGUUUGGAUCAGCGCUUUGAGAAUGCUCAGGACAAACUUCUGGAGAGUCUCUACGGGACCAAAAAGGUACAAAUUCCUCAAACGCUUCUGCUUUCUCUUUCAAAGGUACUACUAUUUGUACUCCUGGUACUGGUACUUUCUUUCUUGUACUACAGCAGGUACAGCUCCAUCUAAUGUUACCAUCUUGACAGUUGGUAGACUUUUCCAUUCCCAGCAAUCUCUUACUAACUCUAUUUAAACUGGUCCUAGUCUUGUUAUUUCACUCUGCCUGUGUCCCCAUUGGAUUCUCACUGUGGUGUCCUCUGGACUGUUACAAGUCUGUUUAUCUUACCUAACUCACCCUUACUGGGUCAGUGUGCGAAGAAGCAGCGCUUGUGUUGGUGUUGACGCUGGUUUUAUCAGCACCUGUAAACAAGUUUUCAACAGUUCUUCUGAGAUGGUUUUGGCUGUGAAUAGUUCUAAAGUGUCUCAAACGGUUGGGACCAAGUUGGGCCACUAUACUAUACCACUUUUGCUGGUGAUGGUGGAGCUGAUGAAUCUAGUGAAUAAGACACAGGAAAGGCUUGAAGGUGGGAUAGGAAUCUGUUAAAGAAGCAUCUUUUUUGUGGUGUAUAUACAAAAAAGCAUUUAAUAUCAGUCAAUAGCUAUUAGUUAUUGAUGACAUUCGGGAGUAUCACAAUAUCGCUGCGUUUUCUUAUGUUUGUGUAGUCAACAUUUUUAAAUUUCUGAGCGGCUCGCUCUUUCUUACUGUAAAUAAAGCCGUUCUCCACCUCCCCAACCUGAUUGGUUGUGAGGCAGACGCUGCUCCCCCAUGUUGUGAGGAACGCUCCACAUCCUCGAAUAAUGUGCACGAGCCCUAACAAAGUUAGCGUGCCACAAUAUCGUAAAGUGGAAACCAACCAGAAAAUUGUCUGAAUCUUCCUUUGGCCACGACUGCCAACACAAGCAAGAAAACAAAAUAGAUACCAGAGACUCUGGGAGAAUAAUGGGCACUUAAAAAGGAGGUAGUCCAGAGAAGAGCUAAAAAGCAGGGUCAACAUCAGCAUAAAUGCCUUGGGACACUUCGGGAUCUUACGGACCCUUUACCUUUCUGCUGGACAGGUAAACCAAUUUAACAAAGUAAGCCAAGUGUCUGUAACAGAAGUGUUUCUUGUCAAACGGAAUUUGCUGUGUGUUGAAGCACCACUAAACUGUUUACCUCAGGUUCUGGAGUAUGACACUUUAUUCUGGUUGUAGAAGUCCUGCAAACAUUGUGUUUACUGGUAGUCUGUUGGCAUCUACAGUAGCACCAAUGCUCUUUACUUUCACAUUGACUGGGCUCUAUUUGUAAUUAUCUGAAGUAUUUAUCUGUAUUAUCUCUGAAUUUCAUUGGAAAAAUGCAAGCGAGCAGGGGCGUCUGUUUGUGGGCGGGGCUUGCUGGAGUAGAGACAGGGGGGAGAAGAGAAGCUGAGGGGAAAACUGGUUGGGAGGGGUAGUUUUUACAUUCAAGAUUUCUCACAAAAACUGGCACUUCCUCAGAUCCUGCCGACCCCACUUUUAAGUCUUUCUGUUGGUUCUGGCUGUUUUUUGUAGCUGUUAAACUGAUUCUACCCACUGUAAAUUGUGCAGAACUUGAAGAAACUAACAGCUUAUCCGGUUUUGAUUGAAACCAGGCUGUUACUGGUUUGUAAAAUCCUGCAAUUGGUUUAAUUCAUAGACUGUAUACACUGUGAACAACUUGGCUUCGCCUCCUGUCAUCAUACGAAUUUAAAGCAAUUUAAAAUUGCUCUCAAUUUUCUCCACUUCCUGAAACUGGGAUUUGCGCUGUAGCACUCAGUGGGUGAGUGGCUGUGAUGACACCCUGCUCAAACAGUGUAUCCCCUGGAUGAGCUACGAAAUCUUCGUAGCUCCAUAGCUUCCAUAGGCUGUAUCAAGUGUUAAUCAUAGAAAACAUGAACCCCCAAUAACUUUUAAAAACGGAGCUGCACAGAAACAAGAAGACUUGAGCACAAACCAGUCUUACAUAAAACUACUGUCAACAUCGCAACCAGGGGGGAGAAAAAUGUAUAUUCUGUGUAUUAAAUUUCUAAAGUUUGUCCACAACUUCAUUAAAUUUGCUAGUGGAGAAGGGAUUUACAAUAUGUACUACAGCCUGUCACCAGAGGGUGCUGUUCUUGUGCAGGCUUCAUCCAGUGAGAAGGCAGAUGACGUCACUUCUAUAUAGAGUUUAUGGUUUUAGUCUGCUGAACAAAACUUUGCCCUCGUAGAGACCCUGUAGAUAUAGCAUUAAAUUAUUUCUGACCAUCGACUGUAUAUCAAAAGGAUGACAAAACAGCUCCCAUGGAAUACAGCAAAUGCAGAAAGAGCUAAUUUGACUGACUGGUUGCAAUGUAAGUCAUAAUGUUCGCCUACCCCCAUUCCCCCAUGUUAACAGAUGGGGCAUUGGUCAAACUGGAAGAUUAAAAUGCAAACCAGAUCAGGUUUUCUCUUAUUGACUCAGACCACAUACAUUCACUCUGUUAGCACCUGUUGCUGGGGGUUACCAUAGCUUCAAUUUAGUACAACCAGGGGAAGUGGACAUGUGUCAUCCAUAUUUAUAAACAGUUCAUGGUUCUAACUGGUUCGUUGAAUUUCCCCUCGAGGACCAAUAAACGUAUCCUUCUUCUUGGCUGUAACUGUAUGUAACAGUACGUAAAUUUGGUUGUGAUUGGUUUUAAUUGGUCCUGGUUGGUUCCAGUCCUGCACCCCCCGCUGGCAGACCUGCAUCGGGAAUACUGAUGACACUCUGGGCUUUGCUCUGGGGGCGCUCUUUGUGAAGGCCACUUUUGACAAACACAGCAAAGAGAUUGUGAGUGACCGCCUGUUUCCACUUGAUGAUACAAUGAUCAUGACCACUCUACUGAUGGUCCUGGAUCAGGUAGAGGUGGAGUUCAUCACCUGUUUCUCUCUUCUUCUCUCAGGCUGAGGAGAUGAUCAAUGAAAUCCGCUCAGCGUUUAAGGAAUCUCUGGACAAACUCAGCUGGAUGGACGACCACACCAGACAGGCUGCUAAAGACAAGGUAUGCACAGGUAGAAGUAGACAACACACCAGGCACCUUUAGAUCAGGGGCCUAUUUUAUGGACCUUUGUACAAAUUAAUAAGUUUGGACCUUCAAACUGUGAAAAUUAGUCCCUUUAGUCAAGUGUAACUGGUAGACUGUUAUUCUAUGGAGUAAGUGAGCCAUUCAGGGUUCAACAAGCAAUCACAAAGAGUUUUAGAUUCAGUCAGGACCACUUUAGUCUGGGACAGAUAUUAUUUACAUGCAGUACAUUCUGUUCUGAGGGAAGUGGAAAAAUUACAUUUUGCUGAUAUGCAAUAAGGUAACAACUUAAAGACAGGAAGAUACAUAUGGUAAAAAAAAAAUCUAGCGUAACAUGUGGUAUUGAUCAUCUGAGUGUUUAGUAUUUCUUGAAAAGAAAAGAAGUUACAGAACAGACCUCAUACAAAGAUCAUCAUGUUGCACGUCAGCAGAAUAUUAAUUUUCCAUUCUAAAACAAUUAAAAACUCUAUCUGCACUGCUGCAUGGCAGCUGUUUCUGACCAAACUCUCUGCUGCUGACUGAGAAGACGCACCAGUGCAGUUCCUAAACUUUUAGCCUUUACUGAAAAGCCCAAAAUAAGAACGAACAAAGCCAGGGUGGAAAAGGACCAAAAUCUCAAAGAGGACGCUGAGUGGAUUCUCUGUCUGUCUGCCCGUUGUUAGGCAGAUGCAAUCUACGACAUGAUUGGUUUCCCAGAAUUCAUCCUGGACCCUAAAGAGUUGGACGAUGUCUAUGACGGGGUGAGUAUGAACUGUCAUUCACUUAUUCACCUACAGACUGGCAGUCCAGGAAGAUCACUACAUGAUGAGAGGAGGGCUUGGUUGUGCUGUUGUUGCUGUAGGAGAUCCUUUGCUGCCCCCCUGCUGUUUGCCCCCAUGAUCAACAUGUGAUUAAACUCUGUGUUUCAGUAUGAAGUCUCAGACGACAGCUUUUUCCAGAACAUGUUAAAUUUCUACAACUUCUCAGCCCGAGUGAUGGCCGACCAGCUGAGGAAGACUCCCAACAAAGACCAGUAAGAAUGCAUCAACCUGCAUUAACCAGCAUGGGGCGUCUUCUUUGGUUGUAAAAUCAAUCUAAUGAAAAGAAGUUUCUGAGAAAAUGUUCCUCCCUCUCAGCUGAUUUGUUCCCUUAGUAAACAUCUUCUUGAUCAGUUUCUGGGCUCAGUCUAUAGUUUACAGUUUUCUUGAAAAAGUGUGAUGUAAAUUUCAGAAAUUAUGGUCCAUGCAGAGUCCAGCAGAGACCAGGAAAAAGAGAGAGUAUUCAGAGAACACCUGGAAUUAUCUCAACUCGACUGUGGUGACCUGUUAACAAGUCAGGGGACUUUACAGCACAGCCUCUUGUCCAAGUAUCAGUCAAUUUAUCCCCAAAACAUGAAAAACCAAGAUGGUGAUGUGUCAAGUUCCAAAAAGAUGGAUUUAGCAGAAAGUGUGAACUGUCAGGUUUUCAGGUCUUUACAGAGUAGCACAUCCUGAAUAGCUGCAUAUUUGAUCUUACUCAUAUUGAAUCUCUCGGUCAGCUGGUGUAAAUUUCUAGUUCAGUGGAGGAACAUGAAGGUCAAAGUUUAAUAACCUGCUCCUCUCCAUUCCUUAUCUCCUUUCCUUGUCUCCUUGUCCCCUCCUUUUCUCCUUUAGGUGGAGUAUGACUCCUCCCACAGUGAAUGCUUACUACAUGCCCACUAAGAACGGCAUUGUGUUCCCUGCUGGGAUCCUACAAGCUCCUUUCUACGCUCAUGACCACCCCAAGUCUGUGCACCUCUUUAUCUACCUGUCUUUGUGUGCAUGUGCGUGUGUGUGAAUGUGUGUUUGUGUGCACACCUGUAAAACUGUAAAAGUGUAAUGACACACAGUGGUGAUGGCUGGCUCUUCUCUAAUACAGACUGAUGAAUUGUAUCAUCAGCAUGUUUUAGUUGCAAUGAAUUUUGCAGCCUGUAGGGGACGCUGGCAGGGCUUUAGAGGGUCUCUUACUUAAGUGUCUGGACUCGUACAAACUUCCUAUGCUUAUGUAUGUGUUUGUGUGUUUGCAUUUACAGGGCGUUGAAUUUUGGUGGGAUCGGGGUGGUGAUGGGUCAUGAGCUCACCCACGCCUUUGAUGAUCAGGGUGAGACAGACUGUCCAUGCUGAGCCUUAGUAAAGCUUCUGACUCCUCCAUGUUGGCAGCAGACAGUGGUGGAUCAAUACUUAGUAACUAAAGGAGAAAUCUUCAAACUCUUCAUUAAGAUGUCCUCCCUCCCACCAUCAGGUCGUGAGUACGAUAAAGAAGGAAACUUGAGGCCGUGGUGGCAGAACUCGUCAGUGGAGGCGUUUCGUCAGAGGACAGAGUGUAUGGUGGAUCAGUACAGCCACUACACUGUCAACGGGGAACAUGUCAAUGGAAAACAGACGCUCGGAGAAAACAUUGCAGACAACGGAGGACUAAAGGCAGCCUACCAUGUGAGUAUAAAUACACCAUCUGUAUAUCAACCACAGGAGACCAGAUGUCAGGUUCAAGUGGACAUAUUUAACAAACUCGGAGGAUUCAGGAACACAGAAGAGACCAAAAGACUUUUUACUUGCAAGGAGAGAACGGCUGAGGAGAACCUCUCGAGUCCUCGAUCAGUCCCUCUCUGCCAGUUCCUCUCCAACAGCACUCUUUUAUUUCGUGAUUAUGCAUAGUCAUCCACAUCUGCAGUGGUCACUUUUGCAAUACUUUCGAUUGACCUUUACAAAAGAGGAACAUGAUUGUUUCGGUAAUUCUUUGCAUAUGUAUGGCAUUAUUUUUAAGGAACAUAGGUGUUUUCACUUCUUUGCACAACACAUGGUACAGAGUUCAACACUUUCAUAUCCCAUUCUGCAGAGCUAAAAGGUUAAGAGUUUAAGAUCAUUCUUCAAUGAUUCAAAUCAUACUGAAAUCCAUCUGAAAGGAUUAAAUCACAUUGUAAUCAUAUAAAAUCAUAUAGAAUCAUCUAAAGCAUGAUAACUUUUUUAUAGGUUUUUCCAUCACCAGACAUCACAUCAUAAUGUUUGAAAAAAUUACUCACCACUUGUGACACAUCUGUUAAAAUCUUUUUUAUAUGUAUAUAAAGGAAGAUCUGCUUCAUGCAGUUAACACUUAAUAAAAACUGAACUCCUGAUUUUAUCUAAUUUUUUGGAAAUUUGUGUUUUGAAGUAACGUAACUAAAGGUUCUCUGGUUGGAGUCUGUGGUGUGAGAAGUACUUCUACAUUAAACUUUUAGGAACGGAAGGAUCAUUUCCACACAUAGGUGUUGCUAAUGGUUGGCAACAUCACACAAUAUUUUCAUCCAUAAUUAGGACUGAUAUGUCUCUUUCUCCAGGCCUAUCGCUCUUGGGUCCAAAGGAUUGGAGAGGAGAAGAGGCUUCCUGCCGUCAACCUGACCAAUGAUCAGCUCUUCUUUGUGGGAUUUGCUCAGGUGAGACAUUUGGAACUUGAGUGCCCAUGAUAUCUGUGUCCCACAGGGUUCAAUUCUGGGGUCUCCUAUUCCUUAUUUAACAGGGACCAUGAACAACACAAAUGCUGAGCCGGCGUUAACUAGAAUAGAAAGAAUAGAGUGGAAUGUCUGCUGAACUCCUACUUUGCACGUGAACAUUAGUUUGUUUUCAUGUUAAAGCUUUUAGCAAGCUGAUACAAUAAAACCAUGCAUCUAUCUUAAAGGCUUUAAGAAGUCUAGGAAUCCUGGAGGAGACAGAGCAAAACUUGUGGUGGGGAUUAAAGUCGAGGAUCAGUUUUAGUGUGUGACAGUUUGAGUAAAACGGAAAGAAAUAUUACAAACACUAAUGAUGUAUGAUGACAGGUUAAAUAUUUUAACAUGGCGCUCAAUGGAGACUGACUCACUUUUGAAGCCAGACUCUAGUGGUGGCUCGAGGAACUGAAAAUUUGGUCAAAUUUUGAUUCUUUUUUUUCUGUCAGCACUUACUGUUGCUACUUGAAAAAAAAGUGCCGUCUUCAAUUUUUUUAUGUUUUAUUUUUGACAGGUGUGGUGCUCAGUUCGCACUCCAGAGAGCGCUCAUGAAGGUUUAAUGACUGACCCCCACAGCCCCCCAAGAUACAGAGUCAUCGGCACACUAGCCAACUCCCCGGACUUCAGCCACCACUUCAACUGUCCUACUGGGACACCAAUGAACACUGGGAAUCGCUGCGAGGUCUGGUAGACAGACGGAAGAGAUCAGGAUCAGGGUUAUUGUAGGUCGGUCCGUUACAUUAGUCAGUCCUUUUUUGUUGUUGAGGGAAAAAAAAUUAGUUUAUUAAGUGGUCAGAUUGUUAAUCCACAGGGGAGUGAGUCAGAGGAGCUGAACCGAGAGCUGUCGGAGGUGCAGGCAGGUGUUUUCAGGAGGUCACUGUGAGGUGAUUGAGUGUUUGUUUGAAGGGUUCAGGUAGAUCUUGAGUUUCGGUUAGUUACAGUUAAUACAAAUCUGUUAAUUAGAGACAAAUAGACUGGCUUCCUGGACACUCAAUGUACUCAGUGGACUUCACACAGAGACAAGAAGGACUGAUGAUGAGGAUGAUGAAGAUGAUGAUGAAGCCACAUGGGACCAUGUUGCUGAUUUCUGCUUUAUCACUGUUAUGGAUUAUUAUUAUCAUUAUUAUAAUAAUUAUUAUUAUUAUUAAUUAUGGGCUCUGGUUGAGGGAUGUGUGUGUGUGUAUGUGUGUGUGUGUGUGUGUGUGUGUGUGUGUGUGUGUGUGUGUGUGUGUGUGUGUGUGUGUUGAUUGAAUGUGCUCUCUUUCAUCUCUCUCUCUCUCUCUCUCUCUCUCUGUCCGUCUCUCUUACUCUCUCUGUCUUUUCCCCAAAGACAUCACUGUGACCUCAUACAGAGUUGAACCAUUACACCACCACUCAUGGCCGUUUGCUUAAAGAUCACUGUUAAUUUUUUAGAAUGAACCAUUUUAGUAGGUUCAGUCCGAUCUUGAUUUAUUCAUUCAUUGAUAGAUAUGUGGCAGAGAUUUUUUAGAUUAUUUGAAGGGGAUGUAGUGUGUUUUAAGAUGUAAAAACUUGUAUCUGAUCUAAAAAGAUGAAUUUUUGCCUUUAAAUUUUCAUCCUUUGGUGAAAAAUUAGACACCCCUUUUUUAAGAGACAAGGAAAAAGAAAUGGGGGCAUGGCCUGGUUGGAAAGGGGAGUCUGUACAUAGCCUUGAUUAAAUAAAUCUAAAAUAAAUGAGAAACAAAUGAACAAUAACCUCUAAUACUGAGGAUAAUGCCAGUGCACAAGUGCCAAAAGCUGCAAUUCUUCUAGUGUUUGGCUGUCUCCAAAAUCCCAGUAGAUCCCAUUAACAUUCUUAUUAAAAAUGAUAGCAGAGGUAUACAUGGCCUGGUACAGAGACAGUUUUUGUCUCUAGGGCUCAUUUUUGUUUUUAAAUAGUGAUUUAUGUCUACAUCACAAGCACUAGAUAGAGGGGCGAUGCUGACUUGACUGACAGUUGGGAAUAUUGCAGCUGUAAGAUGGGAGGACAAAAGGCCUGCAGAAUCUUUGCGCCUCUUGCUAAGUAAACCUUUUGUUAGGUUGAAUCAGGAUCUCCAAGAUAUUGUUGUGUUUUGAAUCGCCUAUUUAAGAAACACUGUGGGUGACGUCAUGUAGUCUUUGUCCACCUUUCUUAAGCCUACAGUUAAGCCUACAGCCUACCUUAAAAUCCCUUAUAGUCAAUUACUAAUUCCUUUAUUUCAGUCUGAAAAUACAAAUAACACCAUCAUCAAGACCAAGCUUUGUGUUUGCCAGAUACUGCCACAUCAGAAUUAUUUUAAGGAGACCGAAUUUAUUGGUCAGUUAUAGAAAUUUUGAAGUUGAAGUUCUUAAACUAUUUAUUUUUUACAUUUUUUAUUUAAGGUAGAUUUUUGGAAAGUAGAUUAUAAAUGGUGCUAAAACCAUUUAUUUACUCAUUAGGUAAAUGAUAUGCAUGUUACUAUCAUGUGUCAGAAAACAACCUUUUUAUUUUGGACACCAUUAUCUGUAUCAACAUUUCUCCCCAUAGAAAUACCUUAACUAUACUAACUUAAUCAGAACUUAUCAAGGAUUUAGCCUGAAGGAGCAAACAAUGUUCAGUCUUUUUUUAACUCUUAACCAUUCAGCAUGCCAACGCUCUGUAACCACCAACCGCCAUUCAAAAAGUCUGACAUCUGUUCAAACUGUCAGAGUUCAGUGUGUAAUAUAUGACAUAGACUAUUACAAGUGGCUUUAAGAAAAACAAGCGCCUUAAAAGUAAGAGGGUAUUAUUAAACUGACUUUGGAAUACUGCCUUAAAAUCUAAAAAUGAACGCCUUAAAGAGUGAAACUGUCAGCUGAUUGUUAGAAGUGACAUGGAGAUGGUGAGUGGAUUUCACAGAGAAAGGUCAGAUUACUCUCACUUUAAGGUUUUGCAGGAAACUAAUGAAUGUGGGCUGUUUAAUAAUAAUAAUAAUACAUUUUAUUUGGAGCACCUUUCAUGUCACUCAAGGACACUUUACAGAACAUAUAAAACAGUGAUAACAAAACACUAUUAACAAUUAAAAUCAUCAAUCAUCAAAACAGUUAAAAUCAACAAAGCAGCAUAAACAACAGCAAAGGAAUAAAUAAAGAAAUAAAUAAUACCAAAUUAAAUUAAAUUAAAAGAAUGAGUUAGGAGUGGUGGGAUGGAUAGGCCAGUUUAAACGGGUGUGUCUUGAGUUUGGAUUUGAAGAGGGGGAGGGAGUCUAUGUUGCGGAUGUGUGAUGGUAAAGAGUUCCAGAGUUGGGGGGCAGAGCGACUGAAAGCUCUGUUUAGGGGUUGAAACUAGCUCGUAGCAUUCUGGGGUCUUGAAUGAAUGAGGGGACUGACACAUCUUGGUUUGGUCUAAGGGAGUGAGUCAGCGAAGGAGGAGUACAAACGCUAUUCUGAAGUAACUUUAUUUUGUUUUAGUCUGCGACUAAUGAAAACAAAUCCAGACAACACUCAAAUAUUUGUUCUAUUAGAGCCUCAAGACAGAAUUAGAAAAAAAAUUAAGUAAAAACAAAAAGAUUUUAUCAGCAAAAUUUAGAUUAAUAGAUGAAUGAGUGUUGACACAGUGUCAAAAAGUAUUUAAUAAAUAAAUCUAGAGUUACAGGUAAAUCACAGAUAAUCUUUCUUUUUUUAAGCAAACAUUGGUUAAAAGACAUAUUACCUCAACUUCUUUGCCCAUAAUCCCUGUGUUGCUGUGUAGUGCAUUGACCUAAAUCUGACAGCAGGUGGAGCUGAUGGCCCACCUGGACUUCAACACAAAGUGAUAUUCACAUCUACAACACUUCACACUGUUUGCUGUCUAUCUCUGUGUGUGUGUGUGUGUGUGUGUGUGUGUGUGUGUGUGUGUGUGUGUGUGUGUGUGUGUGUGUGUGUGUGUGUGUGUGUGUGUGUGUGUGUGGCUGUAUGUGGGCAUGUAUGCGUGCAUGCUUUGCCUCCUGAUGACAUCACGUCCACUUCUGUGCAGCUCCUGUGUCGUGAUUUGUCCAGAAUAAGAAGCUGCUUCCUGCCAAAGACGUUUCUGUUCCUGUGUGUAUGUGUGUGUGUGUUCUGUUCAUCUAUUUUUGUGAGGACUAGCUUCAGUUUUUUAACCAAUGUAGUAAGGAUCUUCACACAGGUCCUGUUUGGUUAGGGCUUCAGGCAGCCAGUCAUUUCUUUAACAGGCAUUCCCAAUAUUAAAGUAAUGCAAGUGUGUGUGUGUGUGUGUGUGUGUGUGUGUGUGUGUGUGUGUGUGUGUGUGUGUGUGUGUGUGUGUGUGUUGUUAAUCCUGUGUCUGUAUUUUUGAGGACCUCUUUUAGUUUUUCAGAAGCAUUGAAUGACAUUUCUGCUUUGCAUGGACCUGAUUGUUUAAAGAUCUGGGUAAACUUUUAUAGUAAUGGUCCCCACAAAAAUAAAAAAACAAGUGUGUGUGUGUGUGUCUGAAAAACUCAAGAUCCAUCCUCAGAAUCAGAAGGGGUUUUAUUGCCAUUGUCGAAGAACAGGAUUCACAGACUAGGAAUUUGUUUUGGCAUGAUGGUGCAACAAUAAACAGAGAGAAAUAUAAAAUACUAGAAUAAAAACUCUGCUUUGGUUUGACUUUCAAGCUUUUUAUCAGUUGUUUGACGGUCCAGGUGACAGCUCAUGUAUAGAGCUGGCCUCCAUAUAGAUACAAAACAAGUGCAUGUGUGAGAAUUGUAAACAUGACUAUUUAGACAAGAUCAACUUUAUUAGUCUGCAUCAUAAUGACCUUCAGGCAGGUUCCCCACAGUGGGGUAAUUUGCAUUAGGACCUCUUGGGUUUAAAGUGGUGUUAUGAGGACAUUUCUACAUUGUGCAGACAGUCAGAUGUCCUAAUUGUCUACAGGUCUAGGUUCUGGUUCAUUUCUAACGUGAUGGUUCCCUUGUGGGUAGAGAUAAAAGCAUAUGUCUUUAAGAAUUGUAGAUCUUAGGUGGCCAAUUUUUGGAUGUUGGUUUAUUAAAUCUGCUAUUUGUGGACAUUCAGACACAACCUUAAUUGUUUUAAGACUAUGGUUGUACUUUUUUUUUUGGCCUUCAUAAGUCCGGUGUGUGUGUGUGUGUGUGUGUGUGUGUGUGUGUGUGUGUGUGUGUGUGUGUGUGUGUGUGUGUGUGCUUUAUACAUAUCAUCACAAGAACCUUGUUCAUUUUUUUAAAUUGCAGUGUUGUGUGGAAAUGUCUGUAAAGACAUUCAGGGACGUCCUCUUGUUUCAGAUUUCAGGUAACAACUUAGUUUUACAUUACAAUGGUCCUCACAAUAAUAGAAGAAUAAGCAUGUGUGUGAGAGGGUUCACAGAUGUUUGUAAUGGUUUGUGUGUGCAGUAGAGGACAGUUGGUCUAAUGAACAAUAAACUCAGUUUGUUGUAAACUGGCUGUGUCCUGAGGGGGGUAUUGCUGCUCUGCUUGUCCAGUCAGAGCGCUGCAUCAUAACCAGCUGCUGUCGAAAUCUGAUAGGGGAUUUACUGGAUUUUAAUUGGCUGUCAGAGAAUACAAAGGAAAAAUAAUAAAAACUGAAAAGAAUUAAACUUGUACUACUGCUGCUCUGAUUAUACUGUAUUCACACUCUAGAUACUUAAAUAUUUAUUUACAUUUAAUACAAAUAAUUAUUCACCUGUGCUAAUUAUUGACUUCAUGAAAAACAUCUGGGCAUUUAAAGAGGACAUGAAACACACCACAUUGGCAUCCUCACGUGGUAAAAAAAAUCAAUUAGGAGAGAGUCUGAAAUAUUUUUUUUGUAAAAAAAAUCUGCUGUUUAAUAGGAAAACCCGAAUUCAAGAGUGUAUUUACGACAAGCACACAGCGCCAUUUUGAGUUUACGACAGUCAUGGGUUGUGCAAGAACAGAGUGGUGAAAUGGUAAUUAGUGUAGGCUACGUGACUCAAUCGCUUAGCGGUAAGAUGUCGGAGGACGAAUUUGAGAUGGGUGUGGAGGAGGUCUAUCCUUAAUAAUAAUAAUAAUGCAUCAGAUUUCAUAUAGCGCUUUAUCAGAGACCC
This is a messenger RNA of Xyrichtys novacula (pearly razorfish), 44198 nucleotides long. Lineage: Eukaryota; Metazoa; Chordata; Actinopteri; Labriformes; Labridae. The record is from the annotation of a GenBank genome assembly.